This is a messenger RNA of Oncorhynchus gorbuscha (pink salmon), 1526 nucleotides long. Its product is annotated as gastric inhibitory polypeptide-like. Gene Ontology annotation, cellular component: extracellular region. The record is from RefSeq and is a predicted model, not a curated record. Lineage: Eukaryota; Metazoa; Chordata; Actinopteri; Salmoniformes; Salmonidae. Gene Ontology annotation, molecular function: glucagon receptor binding; hormone activity. Bases 964 to 1350 code for a protein of 128 amino acids. Gene Ontology annotation, biological process: regulation of insulin secretion; regulation of fatty acid biosynthetic process; response to starvation. The transcript has 4 exons.
GGAUGAAUACGAGGGCUUAGUUGAGGUUCGGCCGGCAAGGUAGAGACGACGGGGAUGUGUUGGUGCUUUCUGCUUUCUCUGUGAUGCAUAUUAUUUACAUAUUUUUUUCUUUCUGCAUUGUUAGGAAGUAAGUAAGUAAGCAUUUCACUAUUAAUUUACACCUAUUUUUUACAAAGUAUGUGACAAAUACAAUUUCAUUUGAUAGGUGGGUUUAGCCUUGUCACUCCUUCAGCAACCUAAAAUGACCAUGAUGAAUAAAAAACAAACAGUAACAGCAUUAGCAUAUUUACCAUUACACCAUCGUUCAUAUGUAAGACAAAUCAUGUUUUCCGAUCUCAAGGACCAUUUUAGAUUUAAAUUUAGCUACACGUAACCCAAAACAGGUUACAGCAUUGAAAACAUUCACCUUUUACUUCAUUCCCUUAUCUUCUAGUGUGACCAUUAAGCUGUUCACGUCUCAAUUGUUUCCCAUCUAGCACCAUUCAGAUUAGCCUAAUAGCCCAGAAAGGUUUACACUGAUCAUAUUAAGGGUAGUUACCUCCAAUCUAGGGAACAAUUUUAAACAUCCUAUUAUUUUACUCAGUUUUGAAUUUAUUAGAAAGCUUGCUUAUCGGAAGUAUGUGUAUAUUAUUGCCCUAAUGUAGUGGAACUAAGGUGUUAUUCCUGUUGAUAUGCCGGUGUUGCCACAAAUCACCUGUGAGAAACUGUAUAAAAGGACCAAUGUCUUGUAUCAAUUCACAAAAAGCCUGCAUCUCUCACUGAAGAAUAUCCAUUCACAAGGUAAGAUAGUUUUCAAAAUAUACCCUUCCAGUAUUCUGUUGUUUCAACUAUACAUUUCUACUUAAUACAUGCAUUCUUGUGUCUAGCUUACUAUAUGUGUAAUACAUUUACAGAAAUAUAACAGUUAUUUAGAAAUAUAAAGGAACCCCUGUAUUGUAAGUGUAAGACAUUCUCCACAAUUGCAUGUUUUUUUCUCUUCCUGACUUUCUCUGCCUCUCGCUUCUCUCCUCGUUUAGUUUUGUCACCAUGAAGGUAGCUUUGUUUUCACUGGUGGUUCUCUGCGUGGCUGGGAUGCUGCGUGCUGAAGUCCUGUCCCAGUCUGACGAGAACAGUCUCACAGAAAAUGGACAUGGUUUGGGGAGAAGAUACGCAGAGUCAACCAUCGCCAGUGACAUGAGCAAAAUCAUGGACUCCAUGGUGCAGAAGAAUUUUGUCAACUUCCUGCUCAACCAGAGAGAGAAAAAGAGCAUGUCUAAUGUCACUCCAGAGGAAGAUCCAGAGGCUCGCCUGUACUACAAUCUCCUGAAAAAGCUUGCACUGUGCAUUCGCAGCAAGGGACAGAUCCAUUGAUGUUUUGAAGAAUAUCAACAAAUGAUCAACAUUGGUGGGAGAGUAAUGCAAAGAGAAGUCAACAAAAACAUGACAAUUUGGAGGAAAAUGUAUGCUAUCUAUUUUUGUGUACACAAUAUAUAUUGUAAACUAAUAACUAAUUGUUAAGGGGAAAUAAAAUAGCUUGAAUUAAAAAA